This is a messenger RNA of Periophthalmus magnuspinnatus, 4611 nucleotides long. It is a transcript of the gene gucy2g, whose product is annotated as guanylate cyclase 2g. NCBI's taxonomy places the organism in Eukaryota, Metazoa, Chordata, Actinopteri, Gobiiformes, Gobiidae. Gene Ontology annotation, molecular function: protein kinase activity; peptide receptor activity; ATP binding. The transcript is spliced from 22 exons. The coding region runs from base 310 to 3645 and encodes 1111 amino acids. Gene Ontology annotation, biological process: protein phosphorylation; receptor guanylyl cyclase signaling pathway; cGMP biosynthetic process. Gene Ontology annotation, cellular component: membrane. The record is from RefSeq and is a predicted model, not a curated record.
UCUCAAGUUGAAGUUAAGUGUGUGAGUUAUGUAAUUCUUUGUAAGUUAAAUUUACUCAACAAUGUCCUUCCAUAAUGACAGUAUUUUGAGCCGAACUUUGACAACGCAGAUCAAUUUUAAUUUAGAACAAAAUCUAUAGCAGCGAAAACACUGCAUUUAUAUCUGCUCAUCCCUCCCAUCUGUACUCCCCCCUCCCUCCCCUCUGCCCAGCAUCACUAGGGGGGAUGCUGGGGGGUAUUUAAGCCAGGGGUUGCUCAGUGCAAUCUUAAGCUCCUUCAUUGCACACCUGAAGGAUUACUUGUGUCUACUAUGAUCCUCCCUCUGCUUAUUUAUUUCACUCUUCUAACCAGCUCUACAACAACCACUUUUAUUAACAAUGGAACAAAUCUCACUAACAACAAAAUCCUUAUUGGUUUUCAGGCCCCGUGGAAUGUAUCUUACCCGUUCAGUGCAUUAAGGCUCGGAGCGGCCAUUCAAAUCGCCGUGGAGAAGGUAAACAAGAAUCCAUCUAUUUUGGGGAACUACACCUUGGAUUUUGUGUUCACAGACACACAGUGCGACCCCAAAGCGUCUCUGGGAGGGUUCAUACAUCAGGUGUGGAAGGAGAACGUAUCUGCGCUGUUUGGACCGGCCUGUCCCGAAGAGGCAGAGGUAACUGGUCUAAUUGCAUCAACAUGGAACAUCCCCAUGUUUGGCUUUGUGGGUCAGUCCUCCAAAAUGGACAACAGUAACAUCUACAACUCUUACGUGAAAAUCGUCCCUCCAUUGAAACGCAGCGCUGAGGUUUUGAUGAAGACUUUGGAGUUCUUUGGCUGGAGGUAUGUAGCGAUGAUCGGAGGGGGGCUGGACUCAAACACAUGGGACAAAGUGGAUGCGCUGUGGAAGACUGUAGAAGACCGUCUCAAGCAGAAGGUUAAACUAAUGGCGUCUGUGAAGUUUGACACCAGUAACCGUCAGCUCCUCUAUAACAACAUCAAGUUAAUCGCCACGGUAGCAAGAGUUAUUGUGGUGAUUACAAACAGUGAGGACUCCAUGUCUCUCUUGAUGGAGGCUGAGAGACAAGGUCUUAUGAAUGGAGACUAUAUUUUCUUCUUGGUUCAACAUUUUGAGGAUAACUUGUGGAAAUACGCACUAAACAACAGAAUGAACCAGGCAGCGAUUAAAGCGUUUGAUAUGGCGUUUGUGAUUGGUCAAAAGUCCUAUGAAGGUUACGAGUAUUACGACUUCUUCGAUCAAGUUUAUGAAAAGCUUAAAAAGGCGCCAUUUAAUAGUAACCUCACAUCGGACAGAGAGGUUAGUCCCUACUCUGCUUACCUCCAUGAUGCUGUGCUCCUUUAUGCGAUGGGUUUAAAGGAAGUUCUUAAAGACGGUAAAGAUCCUCACAAUGGACAAGAACUUCUUAUAAAACUGAAAAACAAGCAUAACAUUAGAUUUGAUGGAGCUUCAGGGCUGGUUCACUUUGAUGAGGAUGGGGAAAGAAACUUGGAUUAUUCCAUAUACGACCUGCAGCAUAUAGGAGACACCACAAAGUUUGUCCCUAUUCUUAAUUUUGAAAGUCACACCAAAACAGUGAGGCCGACCGCUAUGUUCCAUUCCAUGAUUUGGCCAAAGGGAAAACCACCAUCUGACAACCCUGAAUGUGGCUUCAACAAUGAAUUGUGUGAAUGGUUAACCAAUGAUAUCGCCCUCCUCACCUUGUUAGUCAGCUUCCCUUUUAUUGGAGUGGUUGCUGUCUUGUGCAUUGGUGUCCUUGUAUUGCAAAAGCUUCGCCUACAAACCAAACUUGAUGAUUCCUGUUGGUGGCUUAUAAGUUACAACGAUAUCACAAUCAUAAGAGAACCCACUUCGAAAAGGGCUUUGUCUCUGAGCACUACAGCCAGUCACAGCGGCAGUGGAGGGUCUCAGUCCAACUUCUCAAACAACAGCUACGGCCUGAAGGACAAAACAGGGAAAGAAAAUGUCUUCACCAGCAUAGGGAUGUACCAGGGGAAUCAAGUUGCAAUCAAAUAUCUGAAGGAUCACACAGGGAGUAAUGUUCAGAAACCCUCUAUCAUUGCAGAGCUUAAUGUGAUGAAAGAAAUGAAACAUGAAAACCUGGUGCAGUUUUUUGGAGUUUGCAAUGAGCCACCGAACGUGUGUUUAGUGAUGCAGUACUGUAGGAAAGGGAGCCUCAAGGAUAUCUUUGCUUCGGACGCAGAGCUGGACAGUAUGUUUAAAGUCGCCUUUGCUUAUGAUAUUGUCAAUGGAAUGGAGUUUAUUCACAAAAGUUGCGUGAAGUUUCACGGUAACUUGAAGCCAAGCACAUGUCUGGUGGACAGCAGACUGCAGAUUAAACUGUCUGGCUUUGGACUUUGGGAAUUUAAAAAUGCUCAUAAGAAAAGGAUUGCUUUACUGGAAAACCACAUUUAUGAAGAGAUGUACUGGACAGCGCCGGAGUUGUUAAGACAAGUUGGUCACCAGUUCUACGGGACGCCAAAAGGGGAUGUCUACAGUUUUGCUAUGAUCAUGUGGGAACUCAUGUACAACUCCAGAUCAGGUCCAUUCUCAGACUUCAACUUGGAGCCAAAAGAGAUUAUCACGCAGUUGAGGAUUCCAUUCCAGGGCGAACCACUGCGUCCAUCUUUAUCUGAACAACUGUGCGAAGAAAACAUUAACGGUCUGCUCCGAGUCUGCUGGAGCGAAAACCCAGACCACAGACCUCCCUUUGGGUCCAUACGCAGACAGCUCAAGGAGACCAGUCCAGAGAGUCACGCAAACAUACUGGACAAUAUGGUGGAUAAAUUGGAGAAAUAUGCCAAUCAUCUGGAGGAGGUGGUGGAGGAGCGCACCAAUCAGCUGACGGCAGAGAAGACACGGGCGGACAGGCUCCUCUCCAGUAUGUUACCCAGGUAUAUUGCUGAGCAGCUGAUGGCCGGAAAGUCAGUGGAGCCGCGCAGUUAUGAGCUGGUCACCAUUUUCUUUUCAGACAUCGUUGGGUUCACGUCUAUGUGCUCCGUCAGUUCAGCCAUGGAGGUCGUCACUUUUCUCAAUGACCUCUACAGCCUGUUCGAUGACAUUAUCAAGAUGUACGAUGUAUAUAAGGUGGAGACGAUUGGUGACGCGUACAUGGUUGCGAGUGGUUUGCCGAUCAGUAAUGGAAACAAACACGCCAUAGAGAUCUGUACUAUGGCUCUGCAUUUUCUGAACGCCAUAAAAGACUUCAAAAUACGACACAUGCCAAAUGAGCGUCUGGCGAUACGUGUCGGGAUUCACUCAGGUCCAGUCGUUGCAGGGGUGGUGGGAACAACAAUGCCACGCUACUGUCUGUUUGGUGAUACAGUCAACAUGGCGUCCAGGAUGGAAAGUAACAGCUUACCACUUAAGAUCCACAUAACACAAUGCACUGCAGACAUCCUUCUUACAACAGGAGUCUUUGAGCUGGAGGAGAGAGGCGAGAUUGAAAUGAAGGGUAAAGGGAGUCAUAAAACGUACUGGUUACUAAACAGACAUGGGUUCAGUCCUCCUGCCAUCCAGCACACCUCUCCACCAGUGGACAGCCUCAGACCACUCCAAGAGAAACCGGGACUAUCCAAAGCAGCUGAUAAGAGAAAGGCUCUGAUCAAACCCCAGAUGACGGAGAGCCAGAUGCCAUCAGUGAAUAUUUAAAAUGACCACAAGAUAUUUUGGACUUUCUGUGUCACCGUCUUCUAAUAUUUAUACCUUCGUCUCAGGCUAGGUCAAUCUAUUCUGCAGUAGUACUAAUGUUUUUUUUUAAUUACAGUACAGAGGUCAGAGUCCAAGGUACAGUGUGGUUGAUGUUCAAGAAGAGAUUAGCAGCAUAAAACAACAAAACAUCAACAAAACGUGGGUCCACUGUGAUGGAAACUAUCAUUGUUUUUAUAAAUUGCUUUGUUUUAUUAUUUAUGAUUCACUCCACAUAUAUUUAAGGGUCCAGUAUUACACUAUUUUCUUGAUCUACAUUAUAAUGUUGUGCAUCAAAGUAUGUACCUAGAGUUGUGUUUUGUUUCAUUCACAUGUUUUACACCCAAACCCUGCAUGUUUACGCUGCAUUCUCGCCAACAGAAAACACUCUGUUCCACUUUGUGAUGUCAUGUGUUAAUACAGGAAGUGCUUCACUGUUGUUUCUAAAUUCCACACAACUUCACUAGAAUCAUUUGCGUAAUUUCAGCCCUGGAAUUGUUAAUCUCUACUAAACAAAAGAUAAAAGGAGCUGUUAACUUAAACUAUUGCUUCAUGACAUCACAAAAAUUUUGAGCUUUGGAGAUGUAGACACGCCAAUAAUAGAGGAUUAUUCAAAUAUGUGUGAAUUAAACAAAACACCACUUCACAUAUAUUUUUGAGAGUCAAUUUUGCGUAAUAUAGGACCUUUAACGUUCCAUGAAUGAGAAAUUAAGUGUUUUAAUGAUAUUCAGGCAAAGAAAUUUUAUCAAAAACAGCUUUAUUAAAGGAGAGCUUGUUUGAUUGUGUAUUUAUUGUGAAUAAGGGGACAGUAUAAAACGGCCAAUGGCAAAUAACACUUCUAUCGUUUAUAGAAGAGUCAUUGGCCAUUGAAGAACUGUUAUGUUUUGUGUCUCACUGUUUUGCUGCACUAAAUAAAUCUGAUUGAAUCUU